UUCUGUAUUUCACUUGCAUUCAAUAUUAUUUUAACUUUAUUUGUACGUACUUGCCAAUCUAUUCAAAAUUUAUCUGAAUGAACCGAAGAAUAAUUGUUAACUCCCGAAAUUCAAUUUACCUCUCUGAAUCACGUUCGUGGCUUCUGUGAACUAUUAUAAUAAUUAAUAAUAGUAACAUGAAGAAUAUAAGUAAUUCUGAAUGUACACACAAAAUAAAAAAUUUACAUAAGAUAUCUAAAGUUACAGAAAAAAGGGAAACAACCGAUUUGAAUUGGUGGCUUUUAUUUGGAAUUAUUAUAAUACUCACAGCAGGAACAAGAUUUUAUAAAGUUACAGAACCACAACAUGUUUGUUGGGAUGAGACUCAUUUUGGUAAAAUGGGAAGUUGGUAUAUAAAUAGAACAUUUUUCUUUGAUGUUCAUCCACCUCUUGGAAAGAUGUUAAUAGCAUUAUCUGGAUAUGUAACUGGUUAUGAUGGAACAUUUCCCUUUGAAAAACCAGGAGAUAAAUUUGAAAAUGUUAAAUAUGUUGGUAUGAGAAUUUUUUGUACAUUUUUAGGUGCAACUAUAGUUCCUUUAUCAUAUCUUAUUAUAUGGGACUUAACAAAAUCUAUUCAAGCAGCAACAUUUUCUGCAUUAUUUAUAUUGUUCGAUGUGGGGUUAUUGACAUUAAAUCAAUAUAUUUUAUUGGAUCCUAUAUUAUUAUGUUUUAUGAUGUGUGCAAUUUGGGGUAUGACCCGUGUAGGUUCUCUUUAUAAUGAACCAUUUACAUGGAAAUGGUGGGGUUGGUUAUUAUUCACAGGAAUUUCUCUUGCUUGUACAAUUAGUGUAAAAUUUGUUGGUUUGUUUGUUGUUUUGUUAGUUGGAUUUAACACUGCUUUUGAAUUAUGGAGAGAAUUAGGAGAUCUCACAAAACCUAUUAUAAAUGUAGGAAAACAUUUAUUAGCACGAUGUAUUUGUCUAAUUUUUAUACCAAUAUUUUUGUACAUGUUAUUCUUUUAUAUUCAUCUUACUGUUUUAAGUAAAAGUGGAAGUGGAGAUGGAUUUUAUAGUUCUGAAUUUCAGUCUUUAUUAGAAGGAAAUUCCUUAUAUAAUGCAACAAUGCCACGACAAUUAGCGUAUGGAGCUACAAUUACUUUAAAAAACCAUAGAACUGGUGGAGGAUAUUUACAUUCUCAUUGGCAUCUUUAUCCAGAAGGCAUUGGAGCUAGACAACAACAAAUUACGACUUAUUCGCAUAAAGAUGAUAAUAAUUUGUGGCUUAUAAAAAUGUUUGAUACUGAUGAUAUACCAUCAGAACCGAUAUUAGUAAAACAUGGUGAUCUUAUACGCUUAGAACACGUUAUUACUCAUCGAAAUUUGCAUUCACAUAAAGAAAUUGCACCUAUUUCUAAAAAACAUUAUCAAGUUACAGGAUAUGGUGAAAAUGGUACUGGUGAUGCUAAUGAUGUAUGGAAAGUUUUAAUAGCAAAUGGUAAAGAUGGUGAUGUAGUCGAAACGGUGACGAGUAAAUUAAAAUUUGUGCAUUGUCUAUAUCACUGUGUUUUAACAUGCAGUGGUAAAACAUUACCAAAAUGGGCUUAUAGUCAACAAGAAGUUUCAUGUAAUCCAAAUAUGAGAGACAAAAAUGCACUAUGGAAUAUUGAAGAUAAUAAUUAUGCAAAAUUACCAAAUGUCAGUUUUCAAGUAUAUGCACCUAGAUUUUUAGAUAGGUUUUUGGAAUCACAUGCAGUAAUGUUGCAAGGAAAUUCUGAUUUGAAAGUUAAAGAAGGAGAAGUAUCAUCACGUCCUUGGCAGUGGCCUAUUAAUUAUAGAGGUCAAUUCUUUUCUGGUAAUAGUUUAAGGAUAUAUUUACUUGGAAAUCCUAUUAUUUGGUGGGGUAAUAUUAUAUUUUUAAUACUUUUUAUCAUACUAUACAUUCACGCUUGCAUAAGACAACAACGCGGUUGUAUAGAAAGUCCUGCUAUCCUUGAACAAAGAAAUAAAAUAUUAAAUGCAGGAAAAUGGCUUUUUAUUGGUUGGAUAUUGCAUUAUGCACCAUUUUGGGCAAUGACUAGAGUUUUAUAUUUUCAUCAUUAUUUCCCAGCUCUAUUAUAUAGUUCAAUGUUAAGUGGAACAACUUUAAAUUAUAUUCUUGAAAGUUUAAUUAUUUUAUUUCCAAACAAACUUGGAUAUGUUAUAUAUCAUACAAUAAUGGCUAUUGUUAUUUCAAGUAUCAUAUAUAGUUUUUAUUUGUUUUCUCCAUUAGCUUAUGGUAUGAUUGGUCCUUCUUCAUUAGAUCCUGAAAGUCCAAUGCAUUCUUUAAGAUGGAUGGAUACUUGGGAAUUUUAAUGAAAAUUAUUCUUCUAUUUUAAAUUCAUA
Apis laboriosa (Himalayan honeybee) is the source of this 2360-nucleotide messenger RNA. RefSeq names its product protein O-mannosyl-transferase 2 (gene twisted). The record is from RefSeq and is a predicted model, not a curated record. NCBI's taxonomy places the organism in Eukaryota, Metazoa, Arthropoda, Insecta, Hymenoptera, Apidae. Gene Ontology annotation, biological process: protein O-linked glycosylation via mannose. Gene Ontology annotation, molecular function: dolichyl-phosphate-mannose-protein mannosyltransferase activity. Gene Ontology annotation, cellular component: membrane; endoplasmic reticulum. The coding region runs from base 177 to 2330 and encodes 717 amino acids. The transcript has 14 exons.